Messenger RNA from Aspergillus nomiae NRRL 13137, 3039 nucleotides. RefSeq lists its product as uncharacterized. The record is from RefSeq and is a predicted model, not a curated record. The coding region runs from base 1 to 3039 and encodes 1012 amino acids. Gene Ontology annotation, molecular function: oxidoreductase activity; transmembrane transporter activity. Gene Ontology annotation, cellular component: fungal-type vacuole membrane. Gene Ontology annotation, biological process: transmembrane transport. The transcript is spliced from 9 exons. NCBI's taxonomy places the organism in Eukaryota, Fungi, Ascomycota, Eurotiomycetes, Eurotiales, Aspergillaceae.
AUGGCAAAAUCUAAUACAGGAGGCACCGGGAUUGCAGAGAGCUCUUGUGAUGGGGAUUCCCACGGUCGCAAAGUGCAGUCUUUAAGCUGGCGCGGUGGCAUUCGUUCUGUGGCGUGUUUGGCGUCUGUCUCUAUUACGAGGUUCCGAUCUCGCAAAACGCGAGACGGUCUACGCAUGGAAACGCUGUUCGAGCAUAUCCUCUUUGCCCCAAAACUCGGCUUGGGCUUAUUGAAAGCGCCAAGGAUUGCCUGGUGGGGGUGCGAUACGUCGGACGGGUCAACUGUGAGACAUCUCGAGAGCUUGGGGGACUUUGUUGUCGAUGCCGAUAUCCUGGUCUCCUCCAGUAGCAGUCAUGGCUGCGAGCCCCCCGAUUCCCGGGAGGAGGACCAUACUUUGGCAGCACGAUUGGACUUGCAGGGAUGGCAUGGUUAUCAGGGAUUGAUGGGAGAUGUACGCCAGCUGCAAUUCCAGUUUGGCCGCGAGAUAGACGAGGAUCUCGCCCUAGACCCUCAUAAAUUCCCAGAUCAGUUCAGGAUGACCUCGCACACUUCAUACGUCCUCCCUACCAUGGCUGCAUCAGAUCGUGGAAAGGAUUUUGUGUCUUCCGGAGUGGAAAUCAACCAUCCAGCAGUCGGUGCCAGUGAGUCUCGCCGACCGGUGGAUGGCUUCCAAGUGGAGGACGAUCGUACGGUCCUGCAGGAGACAACUACCGAUGCAGACGCGUUCCCAGAUGGCGGUUAUCGCUCCUGGCUCGUGGUUCUGGGCUCGUUUUUGCUGCUGAUGUCGUCCUACGGGCUGAUGAACUCGGUCGGGGUGUUACAAUCCUAUCUGGAAUCUCACCAACUAGCGAACUACUCGAGCCAGAAUGUCGGUUGGAUCUCAGGGCUCUUUGUCUUUGUUUCGCUGGGGCUGGGUGUCUUCGUGGGCCCCUUGUUCGACACCUACGGACCGAGAGAACUGGUCUCCGCCGGGUCGGCCUUUUAUGUGCUGAGUCUAUUCCUGACCGCGGAAUGCACCGAGUAUUGGCAUUUCAUCAUUUGCUUCGGCAUCAUGGCAGGCAUCGGGGGUGCGUUCACGAGCACUAUUGGGAUGUCCUGUGUCCCACACUGGUUCCAGGCGCGCGCCGGCAUGGCGAUCGGAACGGCCAUGGCGGGCGCAGGUCUAGGCGGCGUGGUCUUCCCUUUUAUCUUAAAGGGUGCCUUUGCCAAUUUGGGCUUCCAGUGGGGAAUGCGCAUCGUCGCCUUGGUCAUCCUGGUGCUGUGCGGACUCGCCUCGUUCCUCGUCAAGUCCCGCCUCCCCAAGGGACAGCUGAAGGCGGCGAUCGAUAUUCGGUGCUUCAAGGACUCUCGCUUCACGCUACUAAGCUGUGGGAUCUUCGCACUCGAAUUGGAAAUGUUUGCCCUCAUCGGGCUCUUUCCCACGUACGUCAUCAAACAGGGCUUCAAUACCAGUGCGAGUGUGUAUACCUUGGUGGUGCUCAAUGUAUGCUCCUGCAUCGGUCGACUCCUCGCCGGCCGGGUCGCCGAUCGAUACGGUCGCUUGAACGUCCUCAUUAUCUUGAUUCUAUCGGCAGUUCUGACGAUGUUUACAAUCCUGUACCCGUUCAGCCGACAUCUAUCAGCACUGUAUAUCUUUAGCGCCCUAUAUGGUCUCUGUUCAGGGUCGUUCAUAAGCCUUGCUCCUGUCUGCAUUCGGCAGGUGUCCAAUGCAAAAGAGAUCGGGAUGAGGUUUGGGACAUGCUACUGUCUGGUGAGCUUCGCGACGUUGAUCUGUAUCCCGAUCGGAGGGGAGAUGUUGGAGAAAGUUGGGUCGCGGAUUGUAGUUAUCUGGCUUGCAUGCGUGCUCUUAAGGAAAGUCACAGCGGAGAUGCAUUUGUACAUAUCUGUGCUGGUUUGGUUAGCCUGUGGACCGCUGGCCCUCCUAGCCGCCAGUAUCUAUGAUUUCUCACCGGAGCAAGUGGACCAGGGCAUCGCUCUGCGGCAGCUUGCCCGUGAGGCGACUGAAAAUAUCAAGAGAGAUAGGACAGGGGGCUGCCGACCCGAAGAUGCCCAGAUACGUAAAGAAUGGCGUGAGCUGACCCCAGAGGAAAGACAGCAGUUCAUCGACGCUGUUCGGUGCCUGCAGAGGAUUCCAACCACUUUGUCAGCCGAUCUUCAUCAGAUUUAUCCCGGGAUACAGACUCGGUAUGACGAAUUUCUGGCCACACACAUCAAUCUGACCAGUGUUAUCCACAUGACUGCGGACUUCCUUGCCUGGCAUCGGUAUUUCAUCCACACAUUUGAGCAGGAUCUCAAAUCCAAAUGCGACUACGCUGGAUCCCUUCCGUACUGGGAUUGGGGGUUGGACGCCGAGAAUCCUCAGCUCUCCGUGCUGUUCAAUGGGGACGAGUAUAGCAUGGGAUCGAACGGGGUGUUUAUACCGAACAGGGAUCCGGCAUACUGGCCCUCCAUCAAGGAGUACAUCCCAGUUGGUACGGGCGGAGGGUGUGUGUACGAGGGGCCCUUCUCGAACUAUACCAUCAACAUGGGUCCUAUUGAUGGCGCGGGCCAAAAGCCAGUGAACUACCGCUUCGAGUAUCAUCCACACUGCCUCAAACGCGACAUCAACCCAACUGUCACACGAUCUUCCGUGACCUUUCGCCACAUCACAGAGCUGAUCCUGUCGUAUGACACCAUCGACUGGUUCCAGGGUGUGAUGCAGAGAGAUCCUCGGUUUUCUGUCCCCUCUGUGCCGUACGGCGUUCACCGCGGCGGGCACGUUGGGGUCGGUAUGGUCAUGGGAGAUGCAGCUGGUAGUCCCGGCGAUCCAAUGUUCUAUCUGCACCAUGCGCAGAUUGAUCGAGUGUGGACCAUCUGGCAGGGACUGGACCUAGACAAGAGAAGGCAUGCCAUCUGGGGCACGCACACCAUCGUCGACACGCCCCCGACGGCGAAUAUGACGUUGGACGAGAUGAUUCAUUUUGGAUUUGCCGCUGAGCCGGUGAGAUUCCGGGACCUGAUGGAUACGCUUGACGGGCCAUUUUGUUAUUAUUAUAGUUGA